Mya arenaria is the source of this 609-nucleotide messenger RNA. RefSeq names its product splicing factor 3A subunit 2-like. Bases 1 to 609 code for a protein of 202 amino acids. The record is from RefSeq and is a predicted model, not a curated record. Lineage: Eukaryota; Metazoa; Mollusca; Bivalvia; Myida; Myidae. The transcript is spliced from 2 exons.
AUGCUCAAUAUUCACCGCCUCAUUACAAGAAGCAGAGAUGCACGAACCCUCCACCAACAGGCCACCAUCAUCAGACCUCCACCCUCCACCACUAGGCCACCACCACCAGGCCUACAACCUCAACCGCCUGGCCUCCAACAUCAACUGCCAGGCCUUCGUCCUCCACCGCGAGGCCUCCAAGUUACACCCAUCGAAAUUCUGCCCGCCUCCCAUAUAGAUCUCCAACCUCGUCCAGCAGGCUUCCAUCCUGCAACACAAAUCCUCCACCUGGCCUCGACCGCCAGGCCUCCAUCCUUCACUACAAGACAUCCACAUUCCACUAACAGUUACCACCAGGCCUCCAUCCUCGAUCAUAAGACGUUCAAAAUCCAGCAUCCGGCAUCUACCCACCCACAGCAGGUAUAUAUGUUCCAUCGCCAGGCCGUCACCAGGCCUCCACCACCAGGCUUCCACAUUCCAACACCAGGUUUCCGACAUCGUACGCCAGGCAUCCCUCUUCAAACACAAGGCCUCCAUUAUGCCGUUGACAUCAGACAUCAACCCUCCACAACAAGGCUUCCAGGGGAAAUCCACAACCCGGCCUUCAACAUGACUCCACCUACGAUGUGA